Messenger RNA from Heterobilharzia americana, 1266 nucleotides. NCBI's taxonomy places the organism in Eukaryota, Metazoa, Platyhelminthes, Trematoda, Strigeidida, Schistosomatidae. The record is from the annotation of a GenBank genome assembly.
AUGGCUGAACCGGAUGAUUAUGAUAAAUAUUUAAAAUAUCACCUUCAUAAAAUUUUAACUGAACCAAAGUCACUUCAGACAACUAUGGUGAUAAUGGAUCUCACAGACUUUUUCAUCAAUCAUAUUAGCCAGGAGGACAUUGGAAAUCUUCUUGUUCCAGAACUGUUUGUUUGUCUUGAACCCGGUACUCCAAAAUCACUGGAAACUUUACAGAACUCAAUUUCAGUUUUAUCGAAAUAUCUUAGUAACACCCAGAUCGUUCAGUCUAUUUUACCACGCCUCAAAGAAAUUUAUCACCGCAAACAUCAAACCCCAAGCACAAUUCGAACAGUUGACCGUGAAUUAGUACUUGCAGUUGUAGCGUUAAAUCGUCGACUCAUAUCAGACAGAAAAGGUGAAAUUUCCUAUAAUUACAUAGCGGGAAUGCUACUACCAUCUAUGGUUAACUUCUUAGCUUUACAAACAUUAACUAUUUCUGAUUUUCGAGCUGUAAUUAAUUUAACGCGCACAAUGCUUGACCUCAUUGACCGUCAACGUUCAAUAGAACUUAGAUCACAAACUGGAUCAAAGUCAGUUGGUGGUAGCUGCUCUGAUAUGAGCUCGUCGUUUGCACCUCCUCGCAAUCUUCCCCUAAUUGCUAUGCAGCGUCCAACUAUAGAUUCUGAAUUACUAUGUGCAGACAUGGAUGAUCCAAAACUCUCAAGAUCAAGCUUAGAUUAUCGCCGAAGUUCUGGCAGUGAAGUAAGUGGCGCUAGCCGUUGGAGUAGGAAUAGUUUAUUAAUUCAACGACUUCAAGCAUCACAACAUCGUUCAGAAAGCCUUCUAUUCAAUACCAAGCACAGAAACUCCACUGGAGAUCAUAGAUUCUGGAAUGAGACUUCAAGCAACCCUAGUUUCAAUUAUCACGGGCAUUCCGGUGGAAAUUCUCGUAUUGGAGCAAAUCCUUUCUACAUUCCAAGUCCAGCCUCUGGAGAUUUACAGAAGAUACGCAGAUAUUCUGGAAAUCUACCAACUCGAUCAAUGGAAACUCAGGACAAUUUAGGCGCUCUGAAUGUACCGAGAUACAAUAGUGGGUUUUUGGACCCCAGAAGGCAUAGUUAUGGUUUCACGCCAAGUACAUCGACAAAAUCGUUAAUUACUGUUAAUGUGUGUGAAGGUCCUUUUGUCACUCCAUUCAAUCAUCGGAGUUCAAUUCGUCGAAAUUCGGGAUGGAGUUGUGGACAAUUUUCCACUUCUCAAGUGUCCACUUUCAAAAAAGUUUUAUGA